Episyrphus balteatus (marmalade hoverfly) is the source of this 1473-nucleotide messenger RNA. RefSeq names its product thymosin beta (gene cib). Gene Ontology annotation, cellular component: cytosol. The transcript has 4 exons. Bases 184 to 567 code for a protein of 127 amino acids. NCBI's taxonomy places the organism in Eukaryota, Metazoa, Arthropoda, Insecta, Diptera, Syrphidae. Gene Ontology annotation, biological process: actin filament organization. Gene Ontology annotation, molecular function: actin monomer binding. The record is from RefSeq and is a predicted model, not a curated record.
UCAGUUAAUUUUUAAACGUUCCCCUUACAGGUUGAGUUGUCCCUCAGUUAAAACAAUCGCUGUCAGCCGUCCAGCUUUCGCAAAUCGCAAGUCCCAACUUCUUCAGUGAAUACAAUUUUCUAAAUAUAUAUUUUGCAAGUCUUUCAUUGCUUUUUAUUCCAAAAAAAAAUCAUAAAAUAAAAAAUGUCUGCACCAGCACUUAAAGAUCUCCCAAAAGUCGCCACCGACCUUAAAAGUCAACUUGAAGGUUUCAAUACUGAUCAUUUGAAGAACGCUAACACUCAAGAGAAGGUGAUUCUCCCAAGUGCAGAAGAUGUUCAAGCUGAAAAAACUCAACAAAGUUUGUUUGCUGGGAUUGCUGCAUUCGACCCUACUAAGUUGAAGCAUGCCGAAACACAAGAGAAGAACCCUCUUCCAGACAAAACAGCUAUUGAACUCGAGAAAGAAAAGAACAACUUCAUUUCCGGAAUUGAAAACUUCGAUCCCGCAAAGUUGAAGCACACAGAGACAUGCGAAAAGAAUCCUCUGCCAACCAAAGAGGUCAUUGAAGAAGAAAAGAAGGCAUAAAUGGAAUGAUCAUCCAAUUCUAUUAUAAAGCUCUCUUUGUAUUUCUCAUGUCGAAAGUCUUGUAUUUAUUAUUUUGUAUUGGUAUUCAUACUAGAAUUUUAGCCACAAAAAAAUUAUAUGAAAAUAGUAUUAAUGCUUUUGUCAACUGAAAAAAAAAAUUAUGUAUUACUGUGUGGCAUGAAUUAUUAUCUCAGAAAAAUGUAUUCCAAUUGAAUAUUCAUGUAUUAAAAAAAUAUUCAAAGAAAACUUAUUUUUAUUAUUUUUAUUUUGUAAUCAAAACAUAAAAUUUAACUUAAAAGAGAAAAUAAAAAAUAAAAGAAUUUUAUAAUUUUUAUAAGAAAAAAAAAAUAUUAAAAAAACACUAUCGAAAGGAAAAUAUAUUCAAAUACAAACAAAACAAAUAUUUUUUUAUAAUAAAAUAACCAACAAGUUCAUACUAACUAUUUUAUAUACAAAAUGAAAAUAUUAUGAUUAAACAAAAAGGGAAAUGAAAUCAAACAAAAGUAGGGAAUACAAUAUUUCCUGCAUCCUACAACUCAUAUUCAAGUAACACCAUUACAAUAUUUCAUAAUAUUUUCUUUUCUUACAUCAAAAAAAGCAAACUGGAAUUGCAAUAAAAACACACCACAUUAAAAAAUGCAGAAGUGCAUUAAUUUAACAUUUUAACGUAGAAUAGUAAUGUUUUGUGGAUUAAAAGAACAAAUACAAGGUCAAUAGAAGAAGAAGCCAAACUAUAUCAAUAGAAUUUACUUGAAAUAAUAUCAUGUAGUCGUCUAUUUUCUCUGAAUACUAUUUUUACACCUUAUUUAUAUUGUCAGUGUGACAUUUCCGCAAAUCAUAAUAUUAUACUUAACAAUGUAAUUGAUAUUUGAUGUAAUAAAGAUUAAGCUUUUUUACUUUAUAUAA